CAAAGAGAGGGAAGGCACGGGCGGUUGGACUUUUAAGAUCGCAAGUGGAAGCUGUGAUCACCCUUUCAUUCAUUUGCCCCUCACUCUUCGGGCUGUAACUCCCGUCCCGUCUUCAGGCUUGACAGUCUGCCGUGAUUUCCUUGUGGUGGAUUUUCACUCCGCCAACGAACGAGCACUCCACAUGCACUGCGCCCAACGCCAAAAUACACAAAGUGAGGCCAUCACCGAAUUUACCCCCAACAUAAAACCGACAACCAAUCAUCACGACUUUCACCCAACCUUUCUGCUUUCGAGAUUUUCAUCAUUCCAAACCAUGAAAUGAAGUGUGCAGCUUCCCUCUGAGGUCUCGGUUCUUCUUGCCCUCGAGCUCAAGUGACGGAGUAGAAGAGCCCAGAUCCAGGGUUAGGGCAAUAGUCUAUUCAGUCACACUUCAAGAUGCCGUCAGCCGGAAUAGUCUACGAAGGAGUCCUGGCCAAUCGGACUCCGGAUGGCAACAACAACCAAAACCCCUACGAGGGCACUCUCUUCAACGGACUCAAGUUUUGGAUCUCCCAGAGAGUGCCAGAUCGCAAGUCCUUGGAGGAGUCAGUCAAGGCCAACGGAGGGAAGACCGUACUUCUUGAAAAGCAUGCAGAUAUUCUCAUUGCAGACCAUGUACUCAAAAAUGCCCCUGUCGGCUCUGUAUCUUGGAAGUACAUUACAGAUUCCAUCAGUGAGGGCCAGCUGGCCGACAUAGACCUUUACAGGAUCGAACAUGCCACUGCCCAGGGAGCGCGUCCUGUUGGGUCGACCAUGCCCACCAAGAGCACUCGGACCCCCUAUACACCACAGGACGACAAUAUCCUUAUUCACUGGGUCGUGCAGAAGGAGAGGUCGGGCGCUUAUACUCGCGGCAACAAGAUCUAUAUGGAGCUUGCAGAAAAGUACCCCCGACACACAUGGCAGUCAUGGAGAGAUCGCUUCAGCAAGCGAUACGAUCAUCAACACAGGGAUACUCUGGUCAAACUGCUUCCUCAAGACUAUCAGCCACCACCACCAGCACCACCACCUUCUCAUACCCCAGCACCGGUCUGCAAAAAAGAGAAUGUCAAAGUCGGCACGCCUUCCGUAAAAACAAGCACCGUACACACGCCAGUCCCAGGCCGUUCACAAGCUCAACAAUCUUCGUCUGUUCCCGCAUCUGCCUCUGGCAGAGUCGCCUUUACCGAAGAAGAUGACCAGAUUUUGAUCAGAUAUCUUAAGCAGAUGAACCGGCAAGGAGAAAGUUUACAGGGGAACAUCAUCUACAAGGAGUUCGCGAAGCAAUACCCACAUCACAGUUGGCAGUCUUGGCGAAACAGAUGGGUUGAAACCCUACAGGCUACAACGAACCUGGAAGAAGAUGAUCCUGCCGCCCCUGCCACCCCUGCCGCCCCGAAGCCUACUGAGCCCAGCCUUCCUGAGCCAACUCCAAGAGUCAUCACACGCCCCCAAGUCAAGGCGACGCCUCAGAGCGCUGAUCAAGCCGCGGCUAAGAGGCGACUUUCAGCAGCCCUGAAUAGAGCGCGUCAGGAUGUCCCUACGAAGAGUUCACCCAUGGGCCCUGUAAAAGCUACAGUUACAAGCUCUGCACACAAAAAGUCAUCGCCUCGCUCGACCCCUUCACGGCUCGAAGAGAUCAACAAACGAGCUCGCUUGGUUCAUGAAGAAAAGAAGAAGAUUAAGAGUGCUUCUAUCAUCCAACGAGCGUGGCGAUCCUACCAGGCCCGAAAACAGAUUCCCUGGCGGCAAAGUCUGAUAUUAUUCCAGGCUCUUGCACAAGGGUCUUUGGUACGAUGGGCUUGUGCACCUGCCCUUGAAGAGUCCCAGUCUGAGCAAUUGUAUGAGGAGGCCGAAGUCUAUGGUGACGAUGGAGAGUCCGUUGACCUUGGACAAUCGCUUGAAGAGGGCAUUUCUUCUGAGCCUACACGAACUCCGAGAGAGCAGUUCUACGAAUAUUUCAGCCGAUAUAACGAGGCCCUUGGAACCAAUCCAGUCCCUUGGGUAACAAUUGGAGGUAAAGCUGUGGACAUGUGGGAUCUACGGAGGGCGGUUACGGAACAGGACGUGCCUGCUCAUGCACGAGACUGGCAAGAGAUUGCUGAGCUGUUGGACUUUGACUGGAUUGCUGAGCCAGAUGUUCCCAACCAGCUACAGGCAGCAUUCCAGGAACAUCUUGCCGAAUUCGAAAACUUCUACAAAGAGUAUCAGGAAGCUGAACUUCAUGAGCUUAAUCAAGGGACAGACGAGGACAGCGAGGAAGGGGAAGAGACUGAAGAGGCAGAAAAUGAUGAGAUCGUGGAAGGAGAAGAGGAGGUUGAUGCUGAUGGAGCAGAAAACACUACACUACCUCAAGACCCCAAUACCACCGAGUUCAGGUCCUCUCCACCCAUCAUAGGAGCCCUCAAGUCUUCGGGGGGGUUGAAGAGGAACCUCGAUCAGAUAAUAUCCUCCCCGUUAGCUAACAUGACAAGGAAGCGACUACGAUACGAUGUGGAGGACGAGGUCCCAGAAUCGCCGCCUAAGAGAUGGCAAUUUCCGCUCACACCGAUUCCGGAAGUAACCUCCAGGCCAGAAGAGACUGCCGAUGUCGCCCCAGUCGACGACGAGGAAGACCACGACGACGCUGCUGACGAUAUGCCCAUCUUUGGAGAUGACGGAGACGACUAUGGUGUGGAAGACCACAGGGAUGAUAAUGAAGACGUUUUCACCACCCCGCUACAACAACCCCGACAAACCACGGUGGAAAGGGCUCUUUCACUUCGCCCCUCUUCGGCCUCGAAAUCGCAAAAGGUUACAUCAGCGCAGAAGAAGUCUACUACUCAACCGAGCUCAAAGAACCAAGCACAGUACAUCUCCUCAGAUUCGGACUCGGAUUCAAGUAGCGACGCCUUCGCCACACCCAUCAACCCUCCUCGGCCUCCUCCCGAGCGAAGACGCUCUCCCAUCCCUGACCCUAUCCCUCGCCCUUCCGCAACAGCCCCGGCAGCUCGCAGACAACUUCCCCCAAGAGAUACCGCACCUGCCUCUCGCAGCCCACCACCUCGCUUCCGUAUUCCCCCCGACCCCUUCGCCUCAGACGACGAAGGCGGCAACCAUCACCUUGCCCGACCACGCCAACCACCAUCACAGCCACGACCAUCCUCUCACCCUCAUCCUCCCCGGUCCUCUGCAGCACGAUCUUCCCUCCCAGCCCCCAUCCAUCAACGCCACCCAAAGCAACAUCGACAAUCCACAGCCGCACCAGAAGCUGUACCACCCCACGCAGGCCGCGAUCUAGGCAACGGCAUAGCCUCCGAAGAUCCCUUAGCCAUCAUCAACCGCUACCUCGCCCUCGGCUACAAGAAGCGGCACUGCAUCCGGGGGGUGCACGCCACGACGCACGAUCCGAACGUGGCGGGCAGAGCGAUCGAUGCGCUGGCUAAGGGUAAUGGACUGCCGAAUAAUGUGCCGGGGAUUUGGACGGCGAUUGAUGAUGAGGGGUUGAAGGGGGUUGAUAGGGCUCGUGAGAGGGGGCAGGACAUGGAUGAGAUUGGGAGAAAUGUGAGAGAGGUGGAGGGGAGGUUGUUGGAGAAGCAUGGACGGAAGAGGAUGGAGUUGAGGAGGAAGUUUUUGAGGGCAUGGGAUAUGGCGUAGCGUAGGUAGGAAGUGAGAGGGAGAGGGGGAAGAAGGAUUUGGAGGGAGUUUGGUAUAAGCUAGGUUAUUGGGUGUUAUUGUUGGAUUACUUAGGCUGCUAGGAGUUAUAAGGGGGGUUGAAAUUGUACUGGACUUGGUUAUGUAAGUAGGUACCUACAGGUACCUAAGGUUAUGUGCACGACGAGGUAGCAACUUGGAGAUGUUUCAACGGAGAGGUACUGUAGGCAUUCAACCUCUUCCCAUAAAUUCUAUCUCCCCCUCCCUAGUGUACUUCUACCUAUCGGCAUGUGAGACAUGCUCAAAUGG
This is a messenger RNA of Neurospora tetraspora, 3960 nucleotides long. Its product is annotated as Rap1 Myb domain-containing protein. The coding region runs from base 436 to 3654 and encodes 1072 amino acids. The transcript is spliced from 2 exons. Gene Ontology annotation, biological process: telomere maintenance via telomere lengthening; regulation of DNA-templated transcription. The record is from RefSeq and is a predicted model, not a curated record. Gene Ontology annotation, cellular component: shelterin complex. Lineage: Eukaryota; Fungi; Ascomycota; Sordariomycetes; Sordariales; Sordariaceae. Gene Ontology annotation, molecular function: telomeric repeat DNA binding.